GCUCCGAACGGAGGAGGCAGCUUGCCAAUUAAAUAAAUAUUUGUAAAAAUUUCUUGUUGAAAAAGGGUUCAUCAGAUCAAAGUAGAUUAGCUCAUUCGAGGCAAGUGUCCAAGAAGGAGACAAUUCAAAAUACAUUUAACGGCAUUAUGGCCGAGAUCUUGUCGCGCGAAAAGGAACUCUUCAAUAUAAAUCAAGAGCUAAAUCUUUUGGCAUUGAAUCCCGCCGAAGAUGGCAGCCAUGCGGUAACCCAGUCCCGCUACAGCACCUAUCUCAAGCAGAAGGGUCCCAGCACGUUGCUGAAAAAGAAACUGAAUGUGGAUGGCGGCAGCGCCAGGACAACGGGCAGGCGUGGCCACAAAGGAGGACUACCCAGGGCGCUCAGAUCGCCCAAUAAAAGUGCUGCAACAACACCAACAACAUUGACACCGCCAUCAACGCAGGUGACAUCACCACGGUGCAAGCCCACGACGACCCUAAUGUCACAAUUGAACAAAUCCAAAAUGCCCGACUGGCGGUUGGGCAAGGCGCAGACCAAACAAGCUCCAACAACCAACAACAACAACAACAACGGAACACAGCAGCCGGCUGGACGAAUCGAUAGUACCUUUACGCGUAGGGCAAGCCAUAAAACGGCCACGUACGUUAAGUAUCGCAAUCCAAAUUUCAAGCAAAGUCCAUCGUUGGAUCUGCUGCUGCGGCACGGCGAUGGCCUGGACGCGCAGCAACAGCCGAUGGUGGAGCUAGAGGUAGUGCAGCAGUCACAACGCGAGAGCACAACGGUCGUUAAUGGACAAUCGAAGAAGCAGCUAACGCAGGACAACUUCAUCAGAUUUCUAAAGGCCAAGGUUACCAUUUUGGAGGAGGAUCACGGACAGCUGACGCAGGAUAUGGCCGAUCAAAAGGAGCGGUUGGAACAGGCACUCGACGCACUGCGCAAGGUGGAAAGUCAACGGGAUCAGGCAUUGAACUCAAACGCCAAGCUUGCCGAGCAGCUGCAUCGUCUCGAACUGCAGUCCGAGGAGGCCAGCCGCCGGCAAAAGGAGCGCCAGGUGGAGUACAACAACCAACAGCACGAGUUGGAGCUGCUGCGGCGCGACACAAAAAUGCUGAAGCAAACCAAUGCCAAUCUGGAGAAUCGCUUGAUGCGCGCCAGCGAAGAUGCCGAAUCCAGUCGCCAGAUGCUCGGCCAGCAGGCUAACCAGCAGCGCGACGAUCUCGAAUACAAUCGCAAAGAGAUCAAGUUGCGAGAUGGUCGCAUCAAGGCCCUAAAACGCCAGCGUGCAGACCUCCUGAAUGCCUACAAGAAGCAGCUCUUCAUGAUUGACAAUCUCAAGCGGCAGAACAGCUGCGUGGAGCAGGCGGUGGCCAUUGGCUUUGGCGAGAAGGAGUUCAGCAAGGUGCUCGAUUGGAAUGCGGGUAGCAAGGCAGUAUUUUAGUUCGGUCUCAAAGCUGAUCAAUUUAAUUUAUUUUAAUUUCGGAACUAGUGCUUAUUUGAAUCGCUUGUACUUAAUUAAAUGUAGUAUAACAAUUAAA
Drosophila virilis is the source of this 1533-nucleotide messenger RNA. Its product is annotated as calponin homology domain-containing protein DDB_G0272472. Lineage: Eukaryota; Metazoa; Arthropoda; Insecta; Diptera; Drosophilidae. The record is from RefSeq and is a predicted model, not a curated record.